CACACACACACCUACACACCCACACCGUUCCCCGUUUCGUCUCGCUAUAAUUACACUGACACUUGCGAUUGUGCGUCGGGCGACCUCCGCCUGAUGGGUGAAUGUGAUUCUCUAAACCCGGCGUAGUGUGGCGCCGUGGGCCGAGCUGGUUAAAGCGGCGGCGUUACCGCGUCUGACGCGUCCGCGGUAACGGCCCCGAUGGAUGCGUCGUUCUCCAAAGAUAAGGAAAAUUAACAGCAACGGCAGCCCGUUCACAGCCGCCUUGCUGGUUUGAUCACAUGUUCUUUUUUAAUUGCAGCGAAAAAAGUUUGAGAUAUUGAAACGCCACGUAACGUAUAGAAGACAAAUCAGGUGCAGAUGUAAGAUUCUAGUCAAGCCUCUCCUUGUUCAUGAUAGAUUACGUUUAGUGUAAGAACUGCUUGACUUUUCACCGUGGGUCAUCGUCAAGACAACAUUUUUAUUUGUUUAGGACUUUGGUUUAUCCUUCGAAUAAUUACACCAUCGGUUGUAGCUGCACUUUGUGUGUGGCGCUAAUUAGCCAAUGCUACAGUAGCAUGCUAACAUGCUAAGCUAAGAUCAUUAAAUGAGGACGUACAUUAGAUAGUCAUGCUUGAGUUGCUUGAGUCCUUAUUAGAGAAACGCAGCAACAGUUUUGAAGAGUCCAACACACAGUUCUCCAGAAGUAGAAGCACGAGCAGCAGACUCUGGACAAAACCCACCACGUCUUUCCCGCAGUCACACGUUGAGCGUUGCUGCUGUCGGACCACAGACGAACACAAGUGAACACACAUGACAACACACUGUCACACUAGACAGAUGGCAGGAUUACAACAGGCUUAUUUGUUUACUCUCUUUGAUACAGCUCUGCAUUUAUUUUUAUUUAUUGUUUUGCUUUAUUUGAGGCUCGCGACUUCGCCGAGCGUGGAAGUGUCAGCCACGCGGGCGAGCAGACGGAGAGAGAGAGAGAGAGAGAGAGAGAGAGAGAGAGACGCUCGCGCCAAAUUCACACUCGUCUUCCUCGGCGCUUCGGGUCGACGCUGGCACGUUCAGCUCGCCCCUCUCAAUAUGCGCGGCUGCUGUUGUUGACGCCGCGGCGGGAACGGCGCUUCUCCACGCGCGCCGCUUCCUGCCUCGCGCCUCACCACUGCUGAGGAAUCUGUGCCGGGAUGUCUCAUUUCCUGGGUUAUUUCAGCUAUGAAGGCAAUGUUCGGCGGCGUGAAUAGAACCGUGGCGCUGCCUUAGCUCACUUUUAAACCCUGCGCGUCUGCCGAGCAGAUCCCAGUGAGCCCGCGGCACUCCGCCUCCGUGUGCAUGAGCGUAAGGGUGCGCGUGUGUGAGCGUGUGUGACAGCAAGUGAGCGCCCGCGCUCCCACAUGGCCUCCAUGCAGGACGGGCUGAACUUCACGGCUCCUCCCUACGGCAAGGUCCUGCUGCUGGGCGCCAUCGCUGCCGCCUCGGCCUUCGUGGUGACCAUCCUCAUCGUGGUGCUCUGCGUGGGCUGCCAGAGGAAGGGGAAGGCACACAAUGUCCCCGGCGAGGGUGGGAAGCACCGUCUCAUGGACAUGGGCAUUCUCAAGCAGUCGAAGCUGAGGUCCAUCAGUAAAUCAGACACCGAGAUGAACAAGAUGAACUGCAACGGCAAAAAGGCUAGAAAGAAACGUCCAGCCAGCAUGGACCUUCUGCUGCUGUCCAGCCGCCGGUCUAACUCUGACCUUCGUUCUCAAGGCAGGCAGCUUCCCCAGAUCCCCUCUGGGACCGGCGAGGACGGGGAGCACACUUACUCGGAAGUGGGCCGACGCUCCUCCACCACACGUACUGACGAUGCCCUUUACGCCAUGGUAGGCAGGGCCGGGCAGACGGACACUCCGGCCCCUCCGGCCGUUCCCGCCAACACCCCGGCGCCCCCGGACCCCGACGGCGACGUGGAGGGAGGGCUGCCCGAACCCGAGGCCCAGGUCAUGUCGCCCCCCCACCCUCCGGAGACGGCGGAGUACGCCUGCGUCAGGAAGCUGCGGAAGGCCGACAAGGCUCCCCAGAAGAGGGACAGCGGGACGGACAUGGGGGAGCCGCCGGCGCCGCCGCCGCGGCACGCGCCCCCAUCGCACCCCGCCCCUCCCCCGCCGCACCCCCACAGCACCAAGCUGCCCCGAAGGAACGUGGAGGCCUUCAGCGUCCCAUCGUUCCCCAAGGAAGUGAUGUUUAUGGGCAACGGAGAGCAGUACAUCUGGAAGCCUCCAGAGGAUGAGGACAUGCUCAUGCUGCAAAAUAAAGCCCUGGGCCCAGUGGGUGCUCACACGAUGGAGAAUAUACAACCAUCUGCUGCUGCGGUGGCUGAGAUGUACUCGAAGGUGUGUAAACCGGGGAAGAAGAAGAGAGCCGUGCCGGGGUCUCCCCCCGCCAACCCCGGCUUCCGGACCUUGGGUCGCGGUGACCGGGACCGAGAGCGUGACGGGGGGUUUAGUGUAGUGGUCAAACCCCAGACGUGGGCGCCUCAGGAGGGCAAGGCGGUCGGAGGGCCCCUCGACGACCACUGCUACGAGUCCAUCGGGACAGAGGAGUGCGACCCGGCCUAUGAGAACAUGGAGGGGGGAGGAGGCUGGAAGCGAGAGAGGCCCCCCAACACAUGUGCCACCCUGCGGCCGCGGAGGAAGAAGGCCCAGCAGCCGCUGCAGCAGCAGCAGCCGCCUCCGCCGCCGCCGACGCAGCAGACCCCCAAGCUGCAGCACCUGCCGGCCAAAGCCCUGCUGCUGCCGGGGGAGAACCUGUACGAGAGCAUUGGCGACUUGAAGCAGGGCUCCGCCACCUCUAGCACCACGACCAUCUUCACGUUCAACGAUGGCAUGGAGAUGUAUGUAACAGGGCUCUGAGGCAGCGGCUGCACUGUGACCUCCCUACCCGUCCAACACAAGGAGCUGAGCUAACACCACCCGGAGUGACGGCCGAGCCCCUGUCAUGCUCACCCACACAUACUGUUUACAUUCAAGUCAUAACAUCAUGCCUUUCACAGGCUCCAGAGGCCUGGGGCAGCAACGGUGAUCUGUUAUGACCUGGGCUGAACACAGAGUCCAAUCUAUAACCUUAUAAAGAAUCCAAAGGUAGUGAAUAACAAGUGAGCACAAGACCAUUGCAGAGCAAUCUGUAGAUAAUAGUAGCACUUCUAUUUUACUGAUACACAUGUGCAAAGCACAAUAAAGCGAAAAGCCUAAAUUCUUCCUCAAUUCUUGCGGGUAAAAUAGUCAUUUAUCUGGUCCUAGAAGGACUCCUGUUUGGGGAAAUGCACAGCAUUGAGUGAAAUCCUCUGGUAGCACUUAGUCGAGAACAGGCCUUCCCUGUAGUUGGUCAAGUUGUGAUUCAGGACAGAAUUUAAAUGAUAUAAAAAUGGAUAAAUAAUCAAAAUACUUGAAAGCUCAGGGACCAAGAUAAACAAUUAUGAGAGUAUUAAAACACACUUUGCAUAUCUCCUAAAUGCCUCCACUGGUUUUGACCAUUGUCAUAAUAAAAGAAGCGACCAGGUUCUUCCCUCCGUCACGUUUUGUUUCAUCACACAUGGACUGAACACUGUCUCCACUGCCGUCUGUAAAUGAAAUGUUUUACUUUGUUGAUCCUGUUCCUGCACUUUGCCUGCUACAAGUUGCAUGCUAAAAAGAAAAAAAGAACAAAAAAUCAAGCUCUGUCAUGUGGUACCUAUAUAUGAAUGUUUUUCUUUUCUAUUGUCGUUGGUUGUUUUUUUUUCUUUUCCUUUUAGUGUGUUGCUUUAUUUCUCUGUAGAGCACAAAGCCAGUUAGAUGAAGGAUGCUUUUGGCUCAGUGGGACUCUGUGCAGCAGAGAGGAGUGUUAAUUCUGUCUCCUCCUGCGACACACACACACACACACACACACACACACACACACACACACACACACACACCGUACAAAUGAAUCAAGACUAAAGAGAACUGUUUGAGUCCUAAAGGUGGAGACAGUCCACUCGACCCCCUCCUCCCCCGCGGCCCCACCUCUCCCCACCGCACACACCCUCCUCCUCCGAUCAAUCCGCUCAUCUACAGCCGAGCUGAUGUGUAUUAGCAAACGUCUUGUCUCAUCAUCACCCCAUCGACGAACACUCUCGCCUCUCUCUGUUAUCAGUGUUAAAAAAAAGGGAUUUCAAACGAGAAAAAUGUGACGCAAAGGGUUCACUAAGCGGCAGAGCAUCAGCGCGAGGAGAAAAACACACAAAAUUACAUCCAAAUCCUGGACGAUGCAACGAUAAGUUCAUUUGACCAAAUAUCCCCAGAUAAACAAUGUGAUUAUACUGUAUGUUGAUGCAAUGUGUAUGUACAUUACAAAAGAGAAAGAAUAAUAAAUAUAUCAUCAGUGUCAAGAAAUCUAUCUUUUUCUAUUAUGUUUAAUUGUGUUUUGGAAUGACUUAUCUUGUGACACGAACUGCAAAACAGCUGCAAUGUAAAUUUUAGUGUAUUCUGUUUGUUGUUUUCGAAGCCAUGAAGCUACGGUGUGUUCUUGGAAAGCCCAGCUAAGUUAAAUGUGGCAGCUAAUGUUGUGUGUUUGCUAUUCAGACUACAGGGUCUUGUACUCAAAAGCGUGUAAUUAAGUGCUAAGUGCAAAAGAUUGUAAUGUUUUAUAUUAAAAUUACUAUUCAUGAAAUGUCAGUCAAGUUUAUACUUUUGUAAUAAAGUGGCACUUUAAAAAAUA
This is a messenger RNA of Betta splendens (Siamese fighting fish), 4689 nucleotides long. RefSeq lists its product as uncharacterized. Gene Ontology annotation, biological process: negative regulation of T cell activation; intracellular signal transduction; B cell receptor signaling pathway. NCBI's taxonomy places the organism in Eukaryota, Metazoa, Chordata, Actinopteri, Anabantiformes, Osphronemidae. The coding region runs from base 1374 to 2867 and encodes 497 amino acids. The transcript has 7 exons. The record is from RefSeq and is a predicted model, not a curated record. Gene Ontology annotation, cellular component: membrane raft; plasma membrane.